Gadus morhua (Atlantic cod) is the source of this 8262-nucleotide messenger RNA. RefSeq names its product pleckstrin homology domain containing, family G (with RhoGef domain) member 2 (gene plekhg2). Bases 567 to 6203 code for a protein of 1878 amino acids. Gene Ontology annotation, biological process: regulation of actin filament polymerization. The record is from RefSeq and is a predicted model, not a curated record. The transcript is spliced from 23 exons. NCBI's taxonomy places the organism in Eukaryota, Metazoa, Chordata, Actinopteri, Gadiformes, Gadidae. Gene Ontology annotation, molecular function: small GTPase binding; guanyl-nucleotide exchange factor activity.
UCUGGACACAUCUGUUCCUACCGGGUGCGCGCCACCCCUGGCAGAGAAUUCCAUCAAUUAAGCGCGUCGCCGCGGAACAGACGCGCGGAGCCAGACGAGAGUCCUAAGGAUUGCUGAGCUAACCAUAACUAACCAACUUACCCUACCUAGUCCAACACAAAACCUAACCUUACCCAACCCAUAAUGUGGUUCUACAGUUGGACAACAAGGACAACGACAAUUCUCGGGACUUUUCGACACGGACCGCGCAUGCGUCGCGGGGAGGAUUGACUGACUAAAGUUCUUGAACCAUUUGAGGAUACGGGUCGUUUCUUCUCUCCAACGGUUCUCCGUUGGAGAUAUCUGUUACAUUUUCCUCCGAUAUCGAUGAAUGAUCUCGACUGAUCGAGACCGUAAGACCGCAGCGAUCAGCCGGGACUGUUUUGGAUCUUCAAGAAGCGGCUCCAGGACUUGUUGUCCAACAAGUAGGAGAGGAACGGACUUUAUGACUGGUAUUCGGACAGAUACAUCCAGACCUCCCAUAUAUUCCAUGCCUCAAGGUUUCCUCUUCCGGUGACAUCAUCAGCAUGCCUGAGGGGUCUGGGCGUGGCAGAUCGCUUAGGAACGCAGCCAGACGUCCCUCCUCAGCCUCAUCGCUGGGCGGAGUGGUGGGCGGGAUGAUGUCGUCGUCCUCCUGUACGUCCGUCAACACGGUGUGUUCGGACAGCGACCGGCCUGCCUCCCUCACCUUGUCCUCCUCCUCCUCCUCCUCCUCGCUGCCCUACGGCCCGGGGGCCGCCGACACCUGCUCCUCCUCCUCCUCCUCCUGCUCCUCCUCCUCCACGCACAAGAGGAAGGGCUCCGACAUCAGCCUGGAUCUCACACCUCUGGCUGCUUCCCCCGUGCCACUGGCCCCGCCCCCAGUGACCCUAGCCACGCCCCCGGCGCCCCAGGCCCCGCCCCUCCUGCUGACGCGACUGCAGAGGGUGGUGUUGGAGAUCGUAGAGACGGAGCAGGCCUACGUCAGAGACUUGAGGAGCAUCGUAGAGGACUAUCUGGGCUGUAUUGUGGACUGGGGAUCCGCCCUGCCUCUGAAGGCAGAGCAGGUCAGCGCCCUGUUCUGCAACAUAGAAGACAUCCUGGAGUUCAACAGUGAUCUCCUUGAGGACUUGGAGAACAGUCCCCAUGCUGCAGCCAUCGCUGAGUGUUUCCUAGAGCGGAGUGAAUCGUUUAACAUCUAUACCUUGUACUGUAUGAACUAUCCCAACUCGAUGGCGGUACUGAGGGAGUGUAUGCAGGAUGAGCGUCUCCUCGUCUUCUUCCAGGAGAGACAAGCCACCCUGAACCACUCGUUGCCGUUAGAGACCUACCUGCUCAAACCUGUCCAGAGGAUCCUCAAGUACCACCUUUUACUACAGGAGCUGUCUAAACACUGGGACCAUGGCGCCCAGGGCAUUGAGGUUGUGGAGGACGCCAUCGUUGCCAUGACAGCCGUGGCGUGGUACAUCAAUGACAUGAAGAGGAGGCAAGAACACGCUAUCAGACUGCAGGAGGUCCAGGGUCUACUGGUGAACUGGGUGGGUCCUGAGCUGGGGGGCUUCGGGGAGCUGGUCCUGGAGGGCUGCUUCAGGGUGCUGAGGAUGAGGAAGGAGAGAGCCUUUUUCCUCUUCAACAACAUGCUGCUCAUCACCAAGAAGAGGAUGGACCGCUUCAUCUACAGCACUCACAUCUUCUGCUGUAACCUGUUGUUGGUGGAACAUCUAAAGGAUCCGCUGACUUUCAAAGUUUCAGACCAAACGAUCGCUAAAGAACAACAUACUGUACAGACAAGGAACCUUGAGGAGAAGAGACUGUGGAUCCACUACCUGAAAAGACUUAUCAUGGAGAACCAUCCUACCUCCCUCCCUCACAAGGCAAGGCAGGUCCUGGGAGACAACUUCUGUCAAUCUCCUCAUUUUGACCAGGACACCCUGAAGAAGAGUCCUGCCACUCCACGAUUGGACAAUUCCCGAGGACAUCAUCGAGGCAGGCGCCAAUCAGACCCCCCAGCAGUGACCUUCCCAUGUGCGCCGAGAACAAGCCUCCGUCAACCCUUUAACUACACACGCAGACAAUCAGUACCAACCAAUCACAUAGAGGCUGUCUGCACUUCAGGAGUGUGGAAGCCUAUGGACAGCAGGGGGGAUGUGGGUGGUUUAGCGAGUCCCUGGUCCUCGUCAGGGAACCCCCUACCCCCAGCAGGACCUCCGCCCACCCAGGAGGAGGAGGAGGAGGAGGAGGUUCUCGCCCCUCUGUGUGCCAGCCCCUCCCUCUCAAUCACUGAGGAAAUCCUGCAGUUGAUGAACAAGAGCCUCCUGGCUUCAUCUCUACCCACGGAGUCCACCAGAUCUGACCACAGCUUUACCAGCCCUCUGGCCCCUGAAGUACCCCCCUCCAGCCCUCUGGCCCCUACAAUAACCCCCACCAGCCCUCCGGCCCCUACAAUACCCCCCUCCAGCCCUCUGGCCCCUGAAGUACCCCCCUCCAGCCCUCUGGCCCCUGAAGUACCCCCCUCCAGCCCUCUGGCCCCUACAGUACCCCCCUCCAGCCCUCUGGCCCCUACAGUACCCCCCUUCAGCCCUCUGGCCCCUACAGUACCCCCCUCCAACCCUCUGGCCCCUACAGUACCCCCCUCCAGCCCUCUGGCCCCUACAGUACCCCCCUCCAGCCCUCUGGCCCCUACAGUACCCCCCUCCAGCCAACUGGCCCCUACAGUACCCCCCUCCAACCAACUGGCCCCUACAAUACCCCCCUCGAGCCCACUGGCCCCUACAGUAUCCCCCUCCAACCAAGCCUUGUGGGAGCCCGGGCCCUGGCACCAUAUGGGGGACCAGGGGGUGGAUACCAAAGGUUUGGAGCUGAUGGCACCCUACAAUCAGAGCGAGGAGAUGGGGCUUGGGUGUUGGGAGGAGAGGGUGGAGGAGGUGCAAGGGAACACAGAGGCUCUGCCUACUGCUCCUUCUGACACUGCCUCCACCCAGAACCACAACAGGAGCGAGCACAGCAUCAUCGCCAAGAUCCGGAGUUACUACCAGGCUGCCGAGGAGGAGGAGGUGGAGGAAAACGGACUGGCCAACGGGCCAAUCAGCUCUACAGAAGGACAAGCCAGCCUGAGCCCAUCAUCAAUCUGGACCAAUGAGAACACCGCCUACCAACUUGCUUUCCCAGAGCUUCGGCGGGCUAGCGUCUCUGGACCACAUCAAGGAGUGAUUAAACCAAGCCCCGUCGACCAAGACCCAAGCCCCGCCUCUCAGGACCACAAUGACCCGAGUCCCACCCACCAGGACCCAAGCCCCACCCACCAGGACCCUAGCCCAACCCACCAGGACCCCAGCCCAGCCGACAAGGACCAACAUCACCCCAGUCCCACCAACCAGGACCCCAGCCCCGCCCACAAAGAUCCCAGCCCCGCCCACCAGGGCCCUAGCCCCGCCCACCGGGACCCCAGCCCCGCCCACCAGGACAGUAGCCCCGCCCAGCAGGUCCAACAUGACCCCAGUCCCACCCACCAGGACCCCAGCCCCGCCCACCAGGACCGCAGCCCCGCCCACCAGGACCAUAGCCCCGCCCAGCAGGACCCUAGCCCCGCCCACCAGGACCCCAGACCCGCCCACCAGGAACCCAGUCCCACCCACAAGGACCCUUGCCACGCCAACCAAGAUUCCUCUGGGAACCAGCACAGGAAGGCCAGAACACAGAGAGAACUGGACCAGGACACCCGCCUGCAGGCCCUUCAUCCCAGCCAGACCAGGGUGGGGGACUGGUCUGCCCCCAGCAGGAGGGCCUUGUUGGAGGUGUCUGGGUCAGGUGUAGCAGGCAUCCGGCUGUUUGAGAUGGGGCCCCUCGCUGACCCAGCAUUGAUGAAGAACUCGGAGCGGAUUCUGAACAAGGUCCAAACGCUGGCACGCAUGUACAGCUCAAGCGCCGGGACCAUGAAGCUUCCUCUGCACCAAAAGCAGAACGCCAGGAGGACCAGGACGCCCCAAGACACGCAGACCGGGUGCCUGAAGGAGCAGGGGAAGCACAUCCAGUCCCAGCGCUCCAGUCAGAACCCUACUGACACUAACAGACCCGAUACAGCCAAAACACACACACAGUCCCCACUCACCUGGGCUCAGAACCCAAAUACGACCAGGAGCCUUGCCCAGACCCAGGCAGGUCCGCCGGCCCCCUGGUUGGAGGAUGGAGGGAUGAAGGAAGAGCAAGAGGUGGAAGACAAGUGCAUGAGGAGGAGAGGGAGCGGGACCAGUGACCCCCAGGCGGCCCCAGUGGUGUUGGGUCCGGUCUCGGUCAGACCCUGCUUGGCCCUCUGUCGGCCCCGGGACUUCAUCUCCGCCCUGAGCUCCAGUGUCGCCUCCGCGACCACCAGCCUCCCCAGAGCAGGCCUCCCCUCCCCUGGGGGGGAGGGCUGCAGGGAGUCCCAGGAGAGAGCCUACCACCAUGGCUCUGGUCUCACUAUCCUGAGGGACCACCGGGCUGACCUCCCCCAGGAAAGGCCACCUGGUCAGGUCCGUGUCUCCCGCGUCAGCCCGCUGGCCUAUCCCUCACCCAACGUACCCGCUGACGGGGCCUCUAGACGGGGGUCCGACUCCACCAACAGCCCCCUGGUCCCUGGGUUGUCUGAGGCUUGGCCCCCAGCCCUCAAUGGAGGCCAGCUGAGAGAGAGCUCUUCUGAGGACCUCCAUCAGGAUAUUCCUCGGUUGCCAUGGGAGAUGUCAUCGUUGCUGUCUCCCCCACCCUCCCUCUCCAGGCCUAACCUCACCCACCGCCCCCCCUCCCCCUGCAGGGCCAUCCCUCCUUUCUCCCCCCCUCAGCCCUCUAGUGGGAGGGGUUUGGACAGACGGGGCGGAGCCCCGUUCUCAGCCUUCUCCAGAUCAUUGGCCGCCUCCUUCAUCAGUCAAAGCAUCGCCAAGAAGAAUGCCCCGCCCCCAUUUAUCCAUUGUAACAACCCCCUAUCAUCUCCCCUGGUUCCACAGCGCCCCCCACCUCCUCAGCGACCACCCCCCUCCUCCCUGGGCCAUGGCCCUCACUCCCCCCCUCCCCCAGCCUCCCCUCCCUCCAACUCCCUCCUCCACUCCAGAUCUGUCGGCCUAUCAGAUUCCUGCGUUCAUAUAAACAGCAACCACAGCAACAACCACAGGCAUUGCAGGGAUAGCAUGGCAGAUGUAGGGGUCAGCCACAGAAGUGCCAGCGGUGCUAGUGGAAGCGGUGGAUGGCUAGCAAGCCAGAGGAAUGUCUCUUGUUCUCCCGCCAGCGUCGCUGCAACACAGCCUUCCCAUGAUGCUCUCUGGUCCGGCCAUCACAACCGGGUUGCACGGCCCUUCUCUGCCUCCGAGCCAGGCUCGCGGGUCCAAUCCCCCUCCGCCUUUCUCUGCUCUCCAGCUCCUCACCAUGACUCCUUCACUCCCAUUCCUCCCCAGGACUCUUCCACUCCCCUGGUUCUUACCCCGCCCACGGGCCUCAGCCUGGAGCAGGCCAUCUUGAUGAAGUCUGUUACUGGCUCCGGCUCCUGCUGCCCCCGCAUUCUGUCCCCGCCUCCGAUUGGUGUUCCGUCAAACGCCUGGACCGAUCACAUCGCUGCACCCCGGCCACGGAACCCAUGCUCUGCACCCUACCCGACCUCCUAUACACCGGACACCUCCUCCUCUACUCCUGCCCCAAGUUCCCUGAACCUCAGGAGCCCUAUCAAGGCCUGCUCCUCCUACCUCCAGCCUCCGGUCUCGCCCAGCAGGCUCAGCCCAGACAGGGCCACCCAGGCUGGGAGGCAUCCCCAGCGAGACGAUCAGGAGCUCCUCGACCAGAGUCCAGAGACUGAGGUCACAACAGCCCCCUUCUCCUCUUCUUCUGCUCCUCUCUCCUAUGCUCACCCUCCUUCCCCCUCCUUCUCCUCUCCCCAAGAGCAGGGAGAGCUGGAGAAGGGAAGCUGUCGCAGUCAGCUGUUCUGUGCCUAUGUAGCCCGCCCUUCCCUGGCCCAAACUCCCACCACCACGCCCUCCACCGACCACACCAACCACAACCCCACCACCCAGCAAGCAGAUCCCCACACUCUGGUUCAAACACAGAUCACAGCCCACCCGGGGCUUCCUAGGACCAACUAUGCCACCACGGUGAACCUCCAGGUCGCCUGUAGCGGAAGGAUCACCUUCUACAGCACGGCCCGGGUCAGCCUAGACCAGAACCCCUAACGUUCCGAUCAGCCUGGACCAGAACCCCUAACGUUCCGGUCAGCAUGGACCAGAACCCCUAACCCUCCAGUCAGCCUGGAUCAGAACCCCUAACCCUCCAUCAGCCUAGACCAGAACCCCUAACCCUCCAGUCAGCCUGGACCAGAACCCUUAACCCUCCAGUCAGCCUAGACCACCAGAACCCCUAACCCUCCAUCAGCCUAGACCAGAACCCCUAAACCUCCAGUCAGCCUGGACCAGAACCCCUAACCCUCCAGUCAGCCUGGACCAGAACCCUUAACCCUCCAGUCAGCCUAGACCACGAGAACCCCUAACCCUCCAGUCAGCCUGGACCAGAACCCCUAACCCUCCAUCAGCCUAGACCAGAACCCCUAACCCUCCAGUCAGCCUAGACCAGAACCCCUAACCCUCCGGUCAGCCUGGACCAGAACCCCUAACCCUCCAUCAGCCUAGACCAGAACCCCUAACCCUCCAUCAGCCUAGACCAGAACCCCUAAUGUUCCGGUCAGCCUGGACCAGAACCCCUAACCCUCCAUCAGCCUAGACCAGAACCCUUAACCCUCCAGUCAGCCUGGACCAGAACCCCUAACCCUCCAGUCAGCCUGGACCAGAACCCUUAACCCUCCAGUCAGCCUGGACCAGAACCCUUAACCCUCCAGUCAGCCUGGACCACCAGAACCCCUAACCCUCCGGUCAGCCUGGACCACCAGAACCCCUAACCCUCCGGUCAGCCUGGACCAGAACCCCUAACCCACCAUCAGCCUGAACCAGAUUCCCUUACCCUAAACCUUAAUAUUUAAAACAUGUCCGAUUUUUUUGUAUUUCAUGCCCUUUAAAGAAACCUAACACAUUUAUAUCUAAAGCAUCUUGCAGACUGAUGCCAACAGUGUCGUGGUGCAGUGGUGCAUCUUCUCAUUCUUCAGGCCCGGUCCCUUUCUACCUGUGACAGACCCGUUACGUGACCCUGAUGCUGUUAACAUGAACUGAUAACAUGGCAGCCUACACGUAACUUGGCUUGGACUGAAAGGUUGGCAUCAGAUCCUUCACCACUACCUCCUGGGGCCAAGAAACCUCCUCCUCCUCCCCCCCACACUGUGUCACACUCCCUGGCUACUCCUCUUCCUCCUCAUCCUCCUCAUCCACCUUCUUCACACACCCCUCAGUUAUUGUUUUCCAGCAGCCAUCCACUAAGCCUUCACCCAAUCUCUCUCUCCUCUUCCAACCCCUCAUCCUUCUCCAACCCCUUUACCCUCCAUCCUGAACCCUUUAACCCCUUUAGUCACUCUGGACCAGAACCCCUUACCCUCCAAUCUGCCUGGCCCAUCUACACUCCCUCACUCUCCCCUGCUCCUUAUAUUCCUCUUCAUCCAACUUCCUCACACAGCCCUCGGUUAAUGGUUUCCAGCAGGCUUCCAGUAAGCCUCCACUCCUCCUACACUCCCUCCUCCUCAAACCCCCUAAAACCCCUUUAUACUCCAUCCAACCCUUGCAUCAACCUCUUCCUCACCAGUCCUCAGUUAAUAUACUCAGACAGCAUUCCAGGAAGCCUGGGUGGGCGGGGUUUUUGCUGCCUGGAUUGCAUCAUGGAAUGUUUUAUUGCGAGACAACCUAUUGUUUUUAGAAAUAUUUUCUUCUGGUUUCGUAACUGCUAAACAUUGGGAAUGUGGUUGUUUAUGGGUCUAAUCUUGUUUCUGGCACUUAAUAUGCUUUUUAUACACACUACCAUAUGUUGUUAAUGCCAGUCUGUGUCUGCAGCACUGGCUGACUGUACAUGUGUUUAUGUGUUUAUGUGUGUGUGUGUGUGUGUGUGUGUGUGUGUGUGUUUGUCGUUCUUUAUACUUCAGUAGAAUCUGAUCCGUCUGCUUUGAAAUUUAUCAGAUAUGUUGUUCCUUAGAAAUUAUUUAAACCUUGUUUGGACCUGGUUUGAAGAUGAUUUAGACCUGGUAUGUAUCUGUUUUGAAAUUGGUCUAGACCUGGUUCGGUGACAGAUGGGAUCACCUUAUUGCAGACCAACUAAGUCCAACGUCAACUUAAAUAAAUAUAUAUAAUAAAGAAAUAC